UUUUAAUUCUUUCAAGGAGCAACAUCGUAGAACAAAUUUUAUGUAAAUUCAUAUAAUAGUUGGAAUACAUUUGGUGCUUUGGUCCAUUUAGCCAUGGACAAGGACAGAAGUAGAACAAUUACUGAUAAGAAGACAUCACCUGCCGCACGGCGAUGUAAAAAACCAGAGACCUGCAUUCACUUGCGCAGCCAGCGACAGAAGCAGGGAAAUCCCUCCACCCAAGUGCUGUAUCGGGGCCCCAAUUUUCAGGCCCAUCGCAGCGACGAGGAUAUUUUCUUCGAUUGCCUGAGCAUCAGCGACACCGACUUUCCUCGAGAGGGUCAGAGCUGCAAGAAUAUUGAUAGCUGCAGAUCGAAACCGGCUAACAACGAACAGACUAAGCCCGUAAGCUGUAAGUCCACGUGCAGUGGUCAGGCGUCCGGCACUAGCAAAUAUGAUGAUCCGGAGGCUGUGCGAGCUGCCCUCAGACGUGCCGAGAAUGUGACACAAAUGCUGCUCAAGAACUUUGAGAGGAAUCAGGGUGAUAGUAAACGUCAAUGCAAUGCGACCCUGGAGAUAACAGCGCGUCUACUGACCGAUCCGAGGCCAAACGCCUCAAAAUGUCUGCAGGGCAGGCCAGUUACAGUGCAAAUGCCGUUGAGGUUCGAUCCAUGCUCGGGCCAAAUGGUCACAUGUGGUCCAUCCCAACCAGUUGACAAGUCGCAAAUGUCGGUGUGUUCGAAGAAUGCGUCUAAAGAUUACAGUUGCCCGGUAUCCACAUGUCACGCACACCAACCGGCCCCCGUGCCAGCACCCCUCCCAAUACCUGCUCCGGCACCUGCUCCACCACCUGCUCCUGCACCUGCUCCAGCACCCCCGCCAGCGCCAGAGUCAACAUCAAGCUCCGAUACGGAGCUUGUUCCCCUGCCCUUAGUAAUGCCCAUACCAAGCUCCGAACAAAAGCCCGCAACAGAGCCCGUAAAAGAGCCGGUACCUGUGGUACCUGUAACAGCGCCUCGAUCCGAACCAGAACCAGUUGAAUCCAAGACUUUGACACCGCUACUCGAGAAGUCGCCAGUCCCCUCCAAAAUAGAGGGACAACUGAAAAAGUAUUUUUUGGCGCUACCUCAGCAUAAGGAGUUCUCGAACUGCUCCCCGUGCCGCUUCGAUCCGAGCCCCAUUAUGGACGAGGACGGCAAUGUGUUUUGCCCAGGAAAUUGUGGAUGCUGUCAGUGUCCCUGGAAGCAACGUACUUUAGACGACAAUCGUGAACGCGUCAAUGUGAAGGUCUGCCGAUGCGUGCAGCGUGGAACCAUCUUCUCAAACUUUGACGAGCGCGACGCUUGCAGUCAGACAUCCUACUUUGACUUUUGUCCUUGUCGGGAGAAGGCUGAGGCCAAGUUUCUCGAGUUGUACGACAAGGAAAUGUGGAGUGAGCCAAAUUCGACGCGCGGUCGCGAGGUUCUGCUCUCAGAGAUCAAGGAGCUUAAGAUACCGCCGCAAGCCCACCAAUCAUAGACUUUCUCAACCUUAUCGCAAGCCCUGCUUCGUCGCCCAAUCAGUUCCUUGUUCCAUGGCUUUCUAAUUUCUAAAUUUAAUGUUCUUUCCCAUCAGAAUAAAAUGUGCAAAUCAUG
Messenger RNA from Drosophila arizonae, 1613 nucleotides. RefSeq names its product PFTAIRE-interacting factor 1B (gene Pif1B). The record is from RefSeq and is a predicted model, not a curated record. NCBI's taxonomy places the organism in Eukaryota, Metazoa, Arthropoda, Insecta, Diptera, Drosophilidae.